This is a messenger RNA of Colletotrichum acutatum, 1582 nucleotides long. RefSeq lists its product as uncharacterized. NCBI's taxonomy places the organism in Eukaryota, Fungi, Ascomycota, Sordariomycetes, Glomerellales, Glomerellaceae. Bases 450 to 1289 code for a protein of 279 amino acids. The transcript is spliced from 2 exons. The record is from RefSeq and is a predicted model, not a curated record.
CAGAAAUAAAGACGCAACGGCGGCACAAGGAUGGAGGUCCGCAACCCGCUCCCGUCGAGCCGGGAAUGAGGGGAAAGUGGAGUCGAAUUGGGGCCUUCAACUCACAUAACUUGGGGUAAAGGUGCGGAUGGAGGACCAGACGGAGGAACUCGUUGCUCGGCCGCAUUGAAUCCCACAUUAGCAUCAGGAACCCGCGACUCAAUAUGGCAAUCCGGAGCAUGCUGCGUCCGCAAAGGACAACACUGUCGUUGGAUCUGCCAAUCUGGCCACAAGCAAGUCUGUUUAUAUGAGGAGGGCCCGGGCAAAGUCAUUUGUAAGAUGAGGGAAGAAAAGACAGUCUGCAUGUCGUUCAAGUUCCUGUGUCAGUCUCUCAUCGCAUUCUCAAUCGCUCGUCACGAUACAUUAUCACAAGAAAACAAUUCACAAAAGGCAGUAACACAACCACCACAAUGAAGUCCGCAUCCCUCCCCCUCACCGCCACGCUCCUCGCGACAGCCGCCUCGGCCUUCCAAAUCGGCAAACCGCCCAUGCCCCAAGCAAAAACCACAAUGGCAGACAACUUCCCCUGGCGCGACCCCUUCACCUCGGCAACAACGGACGCCUACACCCCAGCCUGCUCCUCGUCAAAGACCUUUGCCGCGACGCAGUACACCCUCCACGACCUCUUUGACAAGCCGCCGACGGGCCUCUUCCCCUGGGGCGACGGUCUCAAGACCUUUUUCUCGGGCCGCGAGUACCCCGGCGGCUGGGCCGGUCUCGACCGCCACAUGUACGACCGCAACGUGCUCAUGAUGGAGUACGCUGAUGUUCCGUUGCGCGUGCGCGAGUGGAUUGAGGAUGAGGAGCGGGCUGACGGCGCGGGCAAAGGGUUGUUUGCUGUGUUUGAGAAGCCUGCUGGGGAAGAGGACAAGGUUACGGAGCGGGUUGUUGUUCCAGGCGAGGCUGACGAGGUUGAUCGUGGACUUGAUGAGGGGAGGGUUGCUAUUUUUGCGCCGGGGGCGUUGUAUCCUGUUCUUCCUCUGUUUGUCGCCGAUGGUAGUGAAUGUGAAGCGACGCUUGCCGACUUGAGUAGUUACAAGGCCGUACCCAAGGAUGCCGCCGUCGUGGCGUGGCCCGUUAGCCAUACCCGUCCCGAUACUGCCAAUGACAAGAGGGACAUUGAGUUCACCAUCAAGGCUCAGGUUCUCAAGGUGAAGGAGAUUGCAUCAAAGGCCGAGGCUGAUGCAGAGGAGUCCAAGGUGGCUAAUGAGAAGACAAAGUCGUCUGAUGCGGCCAAGGAUGAGUUGUAAGAGGGACGUUCUGAGGCGCAAGCGAAGCUGUGAAUUGCAUGUAUGAGGAGAUUCCUACCGCGGUAAUUUUUAUUGAUUAGUAUUUCCUGAUGACAUCUUGAUUUUGAGUUUGAUCAAGUGCUGAUUUUGAGACUGCCUUUGUUCGUAAAGACAAGUCCUAGCGGCGCAUUGCCCGUGUGUUGUGAUUGUCAAUCAACAACAAGAGACUCACGACUGUACGUAAAGCUUGAUCUUUCAAGCUGACAAGCUCCACAAUGCUGGCGAAGCUGGUCCGUGUGUGACCGCCUCUGUCA